Molecule: messenger RNA, 2503 nt
Organism: Micropterus salmoides (largemouth bass)
Lineage: Eukaryota; Metazoa; Chordata; Actinopteri; Centrarchiformes; Centrarchidae
Exons: 2
Coding region: 324-983 (219 amino acids)
Source: RefSeq, a predicted model, not a curated record
CCAAUUAAAUAAGACUUGCAUUUGCAACACAACAACAAAAACCUCACUUUCUGGUCUUUUUCUGUGUGAUCCAUUUUUGAAGCAGACAAGAGUGGAGGACAGCGUUUGGGUGUAUGACUGCCAUGUUUUGCUUGCACACUUGCAGUAGUAGAGUGAGUGAGUAAAAGUGUCAGACUGCUGUAACAGACGGCCUCCGCGAGAUAAUUAGCCUGGAGUCAUUUGGAAGCUGCUCAGCUCUGCCCAGGUGCCCGCUGUGCACAGAAAGAGACCAGACGACCUUUUACUCAGCUCCAUCCCACUGCAGUCACUUAAAACAGUGAUGGAUGCUUCCCUUAACAGCCCGCUCCCUACCAGCCCUUGUCCUCCUUUUCUCCCCACCUCCCCCUCUUGUCUCCUCUGCUCCAGCACCACUCUCCCCUUAUUUGUCCCUUUUCCUCUCCUUGUUUUUUUUUACAAUCCUUUGCCUUUUACAGCCCGCCCAUUCUCUCUGUUCUUCCAGAGUGAUGAGGAGGAAGAGGAAGAAGAAAGGUGGGGGGAUUGGAGUGAAGUCAAGGGGGCGUUUCCUCCUGGUGCAGAGUCAAGCCCUCCCUCCCGUCAGCGCCUCAUUUGUAUGCAGCGGCUGUUGCUCAGGUGACAUGGCCGCUGGAUUCGAUCCCGACUGCGGGAACAUCAGCAGCGUGGCGGAGAGUGGGAUAGCAGUGCGGCCAGGCUGCAGAUAUCAUCCAUCUCCCUGUCACCGGCCCAAGGGCUGCUGGGAAAGUGGCAGACAGCUCCCCGGCUCUGACAACAGAGGCUGCAUCCUAAUUUUCCAACACAGAAUGCCUGAAAAACCUGCUCUGCUCCUCCCUCACCACCCAGUAUGGAAAACCAUUAACCCCGCGAUCCGGGAACAAAGCACGGAGCUCAGCCCUGACCACCGCUGGCUGCCUGUCGUAUCAGCGCCCAUCAUCUACCAGACUCUGAGCACUGAACAUUUUGCAUGAACACCACUGUAUAAAACAUUUAUUACAUCUCCAAGACUGCCACGUUAGAGCUGCACAUAUAGAGGGACGCCAUAAAAUAAGUUAAUUUCUUCAAGUCACAUCAAACUAGGAGGUCUUACACUGACUGAUCUUUAAAUACAUUGUAAAGUGCAUUUUCAAAAUAAAAGUCCUCUUUGCAAUAGCUGUUAUAAAUGGAUUACAUGCUUUCUGGUUAGCCAUGACUAACUGUGUUAUAAAGCUGUUGUCAGACAUUCUGUAGCUUUUGUUAUAUGCGCCAGCACUUUUGGCACAAUUCGCAUCUCUCCGAGCAUUUCUAUUGCUCAUCUCUUCUCCUCGGCAUCAAAUAAACAUUGGCAUGAGGAUUGAAUUAGUACUCAUUAACGUGUGGUGUGUAGCCGUUUGCAACAUUUUUUUCCUGCUUGUAAAGUCAUUUGAGUUUUGCAGUUUAUUUUUCAAAUUAAAAAGCCUUCCAAAAACUAUGCACUGCAUGUAGUUCUCACAUAGACAUAAAGUCAAAGGUGCACACAUGGGUCAGGUCCCAUUUUCAGAUAUAAUUAACAUAAUGAAUGAUAGGUCUCAGAAAAGUAGAUUAUCUGUGUAAAACAGUAUAUUUGGUGUUAUUUGUAAACUGUAAAAUAGAUUAAUCUAACUUUUUGACACAUUAAACCACUUUAAAUGUUUUACAGAUAUAUAUGUCAGUGGAUAUAUUUCAUAUCUAUAAUUAUUUAUUUUUAUCAGUUUCAUCUAUUUCAUGUCACUCAUUGUUUUUUAGUUCAUUAGACUAUUACAUUCUACUGUCAAAAACUAAGCUGAUACUUUACUUCAGUGAGACUGUCUUAUUCUAAAGCUGAAAAAGACAUUUCUGAUAGACAAUUGCAUUUGAAUCCCGCUCCCAAAUGUGGCAACACAAACAUUUGUUCAUUGUAAACAAUGUAAUUACUGGGAAAAUGUCAUGAAUCAAAAGAUGAAUUGAUUUUCCUGUCAGAAAAUGUCUGAAAUAAAACUAUUAGUAACAAAGUAGUCCAUUUAUUUUUGUGUUUCUACAAUAUCUAAUAUUAAUCUUCAAGUGAUGAAGCUGAGUAGGUCGUGCUGGUUUAGCAUCUCGAUGUAUCAUCGUUUGAAUAAAGUACGUUAGACCAUAAGAAUUGUCUGCUGUCAUGGUGAAUGUUGCCUUAUCCUGCCAAAAAUAUUUAAACAAACUUUACAAUAUGAUAUUGACAUAAGAACGAUCUCAGAUGAUAUUAAGAUGAUUUCAUUUUUUCCCAGACUAUAUUCGAUAUGGGAAUGACUGCUGUCAGGGCUUUAAAAGCCAUGCAUGUAUGAUCAAAGCUGUGAGGACUAGGCCUGCUUUAGGUCUUGGAUUAUUGUAAACAAAUCAGUAGACCACGCUGGAGGGAUCAAACACGUUCAGUAUUGAACUAAACAUCCACAUGUUACGUGGGAGGUACUGUAUGUUACUUAUGUUACCAGUAGAGCAAAAAACAAUCCCCUGAACAAUAUGCAACUGUGCUGCCCAUUAU